AUGAGGUUUGGCGAGCAUCUCCGCACGUCAAUGAUUAAAGAGUACUACUGGUACUACAUCAAUUAUGACGGCCUGAAAAAAGCCCUUAAGACUGGUUACGUUACCGAGCCUACCCCGGAUAAUACCAAACCCGACCGGAAAUCAUGGACAGAAGACGAUGAGCGACAUUUCGUGACUCUGCUCGAAUCUGAGCUCGAUAAGGUCUUCAACUUCCAGAAAUUCAAGAGUGAAGAGAUUGUGCGAAGAAUUCAGGAAAGCGACAAGGAUGUCGAUAACGUUGUAUCCCGCUUAAACAGCAGCAGAGAUGCACGAGGAACCGGUCGUUCGAGCGGAGCUCCUCCGUCGGACGAGGAGUUUCUUAUGCUCGAGCAGGUUUUGAGUGAUAUCAUUGCCGAUGUUCACGAUCUCGCAAAAUUCACACAGUUGAACUAUACAGGGUUUCAAAAGAUUAUCAAGAAGCACGAUAAAGAAACCCAAUGGUACCUUAAGCCUGUCUUUGCUGCCCGGUUGAACGCCAAGCCUUUCUUCAAAGAUAACUAUGAUGCAUUCGUAGUUAAGUUAUCCAAGCUUUACGACCUGGUCCGAACCAAAGGAAAUCCUAUCACAGGAGACUCUGCGGCUGGCGGCUCCCAACAAAACUUUGUUCGCCAAACGACUAAAUACUGGGUGCACCCUGAUAACAUCACGGAGUUGAAGUUGAUUAUCCUCAAGCAUCUCCCCGUCCUUGUCUUUAAUCCGAGCAAAGAGUUCGAGGAAGAAGACACUGCUAUUUCAUCUAUUUAUUAUGACAACCCAGAAACAUGGGAACUGUACCAAGGGCGUCUUAAGAAAACGGAGGGGGCCGAGGCUAUUCGACUACGGUGGUAUGGCGGCAUGGGCAGUGACCAAAUUUUCGUCGAACGGAAAACUCACCGCGAAGACUGGACUGGAGAGAAGUCGGUCAAGGCACGAUUCUCAAUUAAGGAGAAGAAUGUGAAUGACUAUCUUUCCGGCAAGCUGACAGUGGAUAAAAUAUUCGAGAAGAUGCGGAAGGACAAGAAGAAGAGCGAGGCUGAAAUCGCUGAUUACGAACAAUUGGCCCGGGAGAUCCAGUAUCGUGUCAUCACGCGUAGGCUGGCUCCGGUCACUAGAACCUUUUACCACCGAACAGCCUUUCAACUUCCCGGAGACGCAAGAGUCCGUAUCUCCCUCGACACAGAGCUGACUAUGACCCGAGAGGAUAACCUUGAUGGACAACGGAGAGCAGGCAACAACUGGCGUAGGAUGGAUAUUGGGGUUGAUUGGCCAUUUUCCCAAUUGCCACCAGAGGAUGUUGAGCGUUUCCCCUAUGCAGUUUUGGAGGUUAAGCUCCAGACGCAGGCGGGCCAGGAACCGCCGAAGUGGAUUCGUGAUUUAACGGCGAGUCACCUGGUGGAAGCAGUGCCGAAAUACAGCAAAUUUAUUCAUGGAACUGCAGCCAUGUUCCCCGAAAGGAUCCACCUGUUGCCAUUUUGGAUGCCGCAAAUGGAUGUUGACAUCCGUAAACCUGCGUCACGCCACUUUGGUAUCCAGCGUCCGCUGACAAGCACCUCUUUGUCUGCGAACGAAACUCCAGAAGACGACGAAGAGUCAGACGAGGACAUGCUCGACGAAGAACAAGAGGCCAGAAAUGCAAGGCCACGGGAUCGUUCUAACCGUGCAGAUUAUGGAGCAGCAGACCAGUCCGUGCUUUUCGCGGAUACCGACGGGAAUGCACUGGACAUUGAGGAACGCAUUGCUGCUCAGCCUUUGCCCGGGGACGAAGAUUAUCCGCUCUACGAUUCCGAUGAAGAGUCUGUCGACUCCGACGAACUGGAAGAAGCCCGACGGGUUGGCGGCAGAUAUUACUAUGAGCAGCUGGCCAAGUAUUAUACUCACAGGGUCACGACUGGGACGGUCAAUAUGCUCAAAGCACUCAUCCCCAGGCCGAUGCCGACAAGCAUGCCUGAACCUCAACAAAAUGGUAUUGCUGUCAUUGGAAAUACGCGAACCACUAAGAGGUUCGAGGCUCCCAAAGGCAAACGUAUCCAUGUGCCCAUCCGCGUUGAGCCCAAAGUCUACUUCGCUGCAGAGAGAACGUUCCUCUCAUGGUUGGAGUUCUCUAUCCUGCUGGCAACCAUUGCCGCUACCCUCUUGAACUUCGGCGGCGACUACAUUACACUUGCAUGCUCAUGGGCAUUCACUGUUCUUGCUGCUAUCGCCCUCGUCUACAGUCUCAUGUUGUACAUCUGGCGAGUCGACAAGAUCCGCAAGCGGCGAGAUGUGAAGCGAGUUUACUACGAGAAAUGGGGCCCGACGGUUGUCGGCCUUGGUUUGGUUGCAAUCAUGUUGGUUAACUUUGGACUGCGAGUUAGGCAAUCUGGGUUUACGAGAAAGGAUGGUAAUCCUGGUGCUACUAUACCUGGCCGUGAUGAUUUGUGA
Aspergillus puulaauensis is the source of this 2439-nucleotide messenger RNA. It is a transcript of the gene vtc4, whose product is annotated as putative vacuolar transporter chaperone (Vtc4). The record is from RefSeq and is a predicted model, not a curated record. NCBI's taxonomy places the organism in Eukaryota, Fungi, Ascomycota, Eurotiomycetes, Eurotiales, Aspergillaceae. The coding region runs from base 1 to 2439 and encodes 812 amino acids. Gene Ontology annotation, cellular component: fungal-type vacuole membrane; vacuolar transporter chaperone complex. Gene Ontology annotation, biological process: vacuolar transport; polyphosphate metabolic process; vacuole fusion, non-autophagic. The transcript is spliced from 5 exons.